This is a messenger RNA of Schistosoma mattheei, 2037 nucleotides long. Lineage: Eukaryota; Metazoa; Platyhelminthes; Trematoda; Strigeidida; Schistosomatidae. The record is from the annotation of a GenBank genome assembly.
UACGUUGUAACAGUAUCGAAAGUCAUUACGUGUAACUUUAUUAAUGCAGGUUUGUUUUCCUUAUUGCAGGACAACAGAAAGUGAACGUAUUAGAAGAAGAAGAACAAAGCUUGCGCAAACUAAACCUGCUGGAUGAUGAGUAAAACUAUUUUGUAACAGACUUCUCUUUUUGUACAAAAACCGCGUAUUUCAAUUUCUAAUAUAUCUCUGUUGUGCUCGCACGCCGUGUUCUCACUUGAGUGGCAUCUGCCAGUCCUGACUGUUGUGUUGUGUUUCAGAUUGCUCCUGCCUCCAGGUAAACGCUAAGAAUACGUGCUACAAGUGGUGAUGGAGGUGUUUAUGUCAAAACAUGAUGAACCCCCAGCCAUCCCUGGCAAGUUAACAGUCAACACAACCCCUCGCCAACCGCCACUGUUAGGCGUCUCAUCAGACUAUGACAUCUGGAAAAUUAGAGUAAUGACGUGCCUACGUCGAGUUCCAACUUCGGAACACUUCGACUACCUUCUGUCCUACUUAGAUGACGAAGCAGCGAAACGAGCGACAGCUAACGGCUUUACUGCGUGCAAUUCACCAUCUCAAAAUUGGAAGAUUUUAGAUGAAUGUUUUUCGUUGAAGGUGGAUACCCAGCAGUCAGCCAUCCAAUUUUUGUCUCGCCACCAGAAACCUCAUGAAAGCCCCAUCGACUAUCUUCACUCAUUACAGCAGAUAGCAACCCAGGCAUUCCCUAGCCUAGACAUCUUGGGGCGAGAAGAAAUUACACGCUCCCGUUUUAUUGAAGGACUGCUGCCAGGUGCACUGCGAGAACAUCUACUUCGAGUGCCACCGGCUGACACAGCCGACUUGAAACGAACGGCACUUCGAUUUUUGACUGCUGAAAGACUGUCAGUUCCAUUGGCGACCUAUCGACCAACCGUGAUGACUAUCGAUGAAGCCACCGAACCUAAUCUACAAGAUAGCUUUCAAAGUGCCGCGGCUAUUAGAGAGUUCCCUGACCGGAAUAGUAGACGAGGGCAGCCGACUUCCACAUGGAACGGACGGUCGUCAAGAGACAACUAUCGAGGCCAGCAAACAGAAUGCUUCUACUGCAGACGUUUCGGCAAAAAUGCCAAGAAAUGCGGUCAUAACCGCGUGAAAAACAGAGGUAAGCAGUGUCGUUUGCAUAUAUCGUCUUGCUAUGUUAAACAUUUGUGCCCUGUUACUAUUAAGGGUAGAGUGCAAAGUACUGAGAUUAAUAUACUAUUAGAUACAGGAGCUUCAGUAUCCUUGAUCAAGGAAGACCUCUUGCAGAAACUUAACCACAGCACUCAGCGUAAACAAUGCUCUUCUACCUUAAUUACCGCGAGCGGAGAACCCUUGAAAGCGUGUUCUAAGAUAGGGUUAGAGCUGACGGUUGACAAGAAGCCUUUUCAACAUGAAUUCUGGGUUUGCCCCACACUGACUUGGGACAUGAUUCUCGGGGUCGACUUCAUGUUAAAAUACCAGGUCUCUAUACACAUGAAUAAGUCAGAAGCGAGUAUUGGUGGAGUUGUCGUGCAAAUACAACACCAUGAAAUACCAACUAAGUCCGUAGCCCAGGUGGGAAUUUCAGAAAUUGUACGUCAGGUACAAGAUAAUAAAAUAAUAAUUGAAAAAGACCGUCGAGCAACCACUGCUGUACUCCAACAAUUCAGUUCCGUUUUCUCUGAGAAUAUCUCUGGAAAUCGGACGACCACUGUACAGCACUCCAUCCUCACAGGUGACCACAUGCCAUUACGUCAACCACCUCGCCGAGUACCAGUACAUUACCAGCCUCAAUUAGAAUCAAUGAUAAAAGAUAUGCUAGAGAAAAAGAUCAUUGUACCAUCUUCAUCACCAUGGGCAUCGCCUAUCGUUUUAGUGAAAAAGAAAGACUCUUCCCUACGACUAUGCGUAGACUACCGCCGCCUUAACGCUAUAACUAAACGUGAUUCUUUCCCACUUCCACGUAUAGACGCUACAUUAGAUGCCAUGAAGGGCGCUCGUUGGUUCUCGACUUUAGACUUGGCAUCAGGGUAUUAG